Molecule: messenger RNA, 1849 nt
Organism: Varanus komodoensis (Komodo dragon)
Lineage: Eukaryota; Metazoa; Chordata; Lepidosauria; Squamata; Varanidae
Product: arylsulfatase D-like
Exons: 10
Coding region: 32-1849 (605 amino acids)
Molecular function (GO): arylsulfatase activity
Source: RefSeq, a predicted model, not a curated record
UUCCCGGGCCCUGGCUCUCCAGUGCGGGAUCAUGGAGCCCAAGUGCGCGCCCUGCAAAGAGAAGGAGAAGCGCCUGGAGGGCGUCUCCGCUGCUUUCCAGAGGAUCUUUCUAGCUACCUAUCCGACAUUAUUUAUUUUGCUCAGUGCCUGUGGAAUGACUGCAGCUCAGGAGGUUAAACCUAAUAUCAUUCUGAUGUUGGCUGAUGAUCUUGGGAUUGGAGAUAUUGGCUGUUAUGGUAACAACACUAUGAAGACUCCUAAUAUUGACCAACUAGCAAAAGAAGGAGUAAGACUUACUCAACAUAUCGCGGCAGCCUCACUGUGUACCCCAAGCAGAGCAGCUUUUUUGACGGGCAGAUACCCCAUCAGAUCAGGUAUGGCUUCCAGCAAUGCCUAUCGGGCUCUGCAGUGGAAUGCUGGCUCAGGAGGUCUCCCUGUCAAUGAAACCACUUUUGCCAAGAUACUGCAUCAGCAGGGCUAUGCAACAGGACUUGUAGGGAAGUGGCACCAAGGUGUAAACUGUGACUCUGUCAAUGAUCACUGCCACCAUCCUUUAAAUCAUGGCUUUGAUUAUUUUUAUGGCAUGCCUUUCACUCUUCUCAACAACUGCCAGGACAACAAGCCUCCAGAGCUUGAUGCAGCCUUUCAAGCUAAGCUGUGGUUUUAUACGCAGCUCAUUUCCCUUGCAGUACUUACAGUUCUCACAGGAAAAAUUACUGGGUUGGUCUCUAUUACUUGGAAAGCAGCCAUCUGCUUUGCUUUGUUCGGAUUCCUAUAUUUUGCUUCAUGGUACUCCAGCUAUGGCUUUGUGAAAUACUGGAAUUGCAUCCUGAUGCGCAACCACGACAUUACUGAGCAACCAAUGAAGCUGGAAAGAACGACUGCUCUCCUAUUAAAGGAAGCAAUUUCAUUUAUCCACAGCAACAAGCAUGGACCAUUCCUCCUCUUCGUUUCUUUCCUGCAUGUCCACACGCCCCUGUUUACAACAGAAAGAUUUCUUGGGAGGAGCAGGCAUGGUCUAUAUGGAGACAACAUAGAAGAGAUGGACUGGUUGGUAGGUCAGAUUCUAGAUGCUGUUGACAGUGAAGGUUUGAGAAACAACACGUUCAUCUAUUUUGCCUCAGACCAUGGGGGACAGCUUGAAGCUCAAGAAGGAACAAUCCAGCUAGGUGGCUGGAAUGGAAUUUAUAAAGGGGGCAAAGGCAUGGGAGGCUGGGAAGGAGGAAUCCGUGUGCCAGGCAUAUUCAGAUGGCCUGGAAUGCUCCCAGCUAAUUCUAUUGUUGAUGAACCAACAAGCCUUAUGGAUAUUUACCCCACAGUGGCUCAUCUGGCUGGAGGGACUAUUCCACAGGACAGGAUAAUUGAUGGGAAGAACCAAAUAGCUUUACUACUGGGAGCAGCACAGCACUCAGAACAUGAAUUCAUGUUUCAUUACUGUGGAGUGUAUUUACAUGCUGUGCGCUGGUACCAGAAAGAGACUGGAGCACUCUGGAAGGUGCAUUAUAUGACUCCAACAUUUGAACCAGAAGGGGCUGGAGCCUGUUACACGAAAGGGCUUUGCGGUUGUGCAGGAGAAAUGGUAACCAACUACAACCCGCCCUUGCUUUUUGACCUCUUACACGAUCCUUCCGAAGCCAAUCCCUUAUCACCAACAGCCGAGCCUCUUUUUAAUACUAUUGUAAGUCAUAUUGAAAAAGCGGUAGUAGAGCAUCGUAAGACAGUCGCUCCUGUUCCUGAGCAACUCAAUGUGGACAAUACUGUAUGGAAGCCGUGGCUGCAGCCAUGCUGUGGAACAUUCCCUUUCUGUUGGUGUGAUGAUGAAAGUAGUAGUGAUCCCAUAAUUGUUUGA